Epithele typhae is the source of this 651-nucleotide messenger RNA. RefSeq lists its product as uncharacterized. The record is from RefSeq and is a predicted model, not a curated record. The annotation marks the transcript as partial. NCBI's taxonomy places the organism in Eukaryota, Fungi, Basidiomycota, Agaricomycetes, Polyporales, Epitheliaceae. The transcript has a single exon.
AUGUCGCCCUCUUCGAAGAAGGGCAAGAAGAAAGCAUCUCCCCCGGCCGACGACAUGGCCUGGGAGACCGAGCGCGACUACCAGCGCGUUCUCCAACAGGCCCUCACGGCCUCCUCCACCAUCCUCGCCGGCGGCAACCCCGACGGCGCCUGGACUGACAGUGAGGACGAACUCUUCACCGCACGCCCCUCCCCCCGCCGCAAGAGCCGGACUCCGGCCUCCGCCCCUGCUCCCGCUCCUGCCCCCCCUCCCCCUGCAGCUCCUGCCGCGCCCACGGUGCGAGAGCUCCUCCUCCACCUCUUUGGGGUCGCGCUCCGGCUUGGCCCCAUCAACGAGUCCAACUUCGCUGAGGCCUCUGUCCUCUUCAACAAGGCGCCCGGCCAGUCCAGCGACGCCCUCGCCCAGUUCUGGGCCCAGAACACCACGCAGUGUGUGCUGGCCAUGGACUACGCCAACAUCACGGCCCACUACCGUGAUCAGGUCGCCCGCGCGGCCAACCCCCCUCCCCCGCCGGCUGAGACGGACGCCAUGGACGUCGCCCCGGCCGACCUCCCCCCGACUGCGCCCCUCCCCGCCCCACCCCUCCAGGCGGCGCCUCCGGCCUCCCCCCCGCCUGCCCCCAUCCUCGAGGCUGCCCCCGUGGCCAGCCCC